Cydia amplana is the source of this 3681-nucleotide messenger RNA. It is a transcript of the gene 2mit, whose product is annotated as leucine-rich repeat-containing protein 15. Gene Ontology annotation, molecular function: protein binding. The transcript has 2 exons. Lineage: Eukaryota; Metazoa; Arthropoda; Insecta; Lepidoptera; Tortricidae. The record is from RefSeq and is a predicted model, not a curated record. Bases 627 to 3146 code for a protein of 839 amino acids.
GUUGCUCUGAAUAAAAGUUGCCAUAAACUAUUCAGCCGUAAUAAAUAUCUGUCUAGAUCAUGUUCUCCUCUGAGACAGCCCAACUGGGAGCAAUCUCAGUUAGAACGACCGAAAAAUAUAACGUACAUUUACAAAUACUUGCCCCCUCAAAAUAACGUAUUAGGGAGCGCCGAGUAUGACAUAAAUAGUGGCGGUGUGGAAGUCAGUCGACUAUAUAAAAAUGAGGUUGUGAGGGAUAUUACGGCGGCGGCAGGGCGCCGGCGCCGGGGCUCUCGCCCUUGCUCUCGCAGUUCGCGGGCAGACCCGUCGGCGCCCGCUGUGUCGUUGGCCGUCCGCUCCGCCUUGCGCGAUACGACAACACUCGCCCGCGACGCUUCCCGCGAGCGUUCGCCCCUCGCGCGACUCACGACCGAGAUCCUUGUUCCGCCAGGUGAGCGCGAGCAUGACUGAGAGCUUCCGAGCACCAAACGCGCCUACUUGAAGUGUCUGUGCCGGAGUGAAAACAACAUGAUUCAAACAAGUAGAACACAUGACAUCAGUGCUGUUGUGAACCACGAUUGUAUAUCUCCGUUAACUCAACCGAUCCUGGUUUUUAAUCCAGCAUAGACUCAGCCAAGCAGAAGACAAUGAGUCUAACUCCAAUAAAAUAUUUACUUUUUGUAUUUUUAUCAUUUUGGCAAGUUAGCAAUCUAGCAUCGACAUGUCCAGAAAAAUGUACGUGCCAUAACAAUUUAACAUUAUCUCUAAAAUGUUCCUACAAUGUAACAUUGAAAGAAAAUCAGAACGUGUAUCACGUGUCGGUGUGUUGCGACGACGAAGAGCAAACAUGGAGGCAGGAGUUCGCAAACAAAACGCUAUCAGAAGUGAUGGUCCGCUAUUGCAGCGCGUGUGGCAGCGCCGACCUCGCAUCGCCGGCACUCGACACCUAUUCGCUAGUUAUCACAAACAACAACCUUUCCAAAAUAGCGAUCAACGUCAACAACCGAAACUUACGACAGAUAGACUUAUCUGAUAAUAGACUGAAAUCCAUUACAAAAGGCCUCGUUAAUAAUUUUUCGUCUCUCCAGAAACUAAUUUUAAGUAGAAAUGAAAUAAUUAACAUAUUUCCGGGAAGUUUUAAUGGACUAUCAAAAUUAGAAUUGCUGGAUUUAUCGGAAAACAACCUAACGAUCUUAGCGAACGUUUUUACGCCGCUUAAAAACCUUCAGCAUCUAAAUUUAAGUAGAAACAACAUCGAGUUUAUCCACGAGAACUACUUCAACAAUUGGUUGUUGCAACACUUGGACGUGUCGCAUAACAAUCUGAAGAAGAUGGAGCCUGGCGCGUUGCAGUUGUUGCCCAACCUCGCGCGGCUGCUGCUAACUGACAAUCCUCAUUUAGGAAUCACGCAACUAGACCGGCAGCUGCUGGUCGGCACGGGGCGGCGGCUGCAGCAAAUCGAUGCGUCGCGCACCGGCCUCUACCAGGUGCCCGAGGCCUUCACCCACUCUGUGCGCUUCCUGUCGCUCGUCGGCAACCAGAUAUCAUCCGUCAGGUGCGGCGAUCUCGACAGCUACCCGUUAUUGCAGUCUCUCGACUUCUCUGAUAACAAAAUUGUUUCGGUUGAGGAUGACUCUUUGGGCAGAUUAGAAAUGCUCUUAUUACUAAACAUUAAUAAGAACAUUUUAACAACCAUACCUAAAUCUCUACCUGAUGAGCUGAAAUAUUUAUCCGUUAAUGAUAAUCUUGUGAAGAACUUAUCUCGACACGACUUCAGAAACUUACCAAAUUUGAGAAUAUUGUUAUUAAAAAACAAUCAAAUACGAUACAUUGAAGACCAUGUAUUCGACGAUUUGUUGUCUCUCGAAAUGCUGGAUUUGUCAAAUAAUCCGAUACAAGUUUUAUCGUCGAAUACUUUUGACGGACCUCUGUCCCUUCGCGACUUAAGACUGUGCUACCUGAACGUGUCAGUGCCGGCGCAGGACGGCUCGUUCCCCGUGCCGGCCCCGGAGAGCGUGCAGAUGCUGCACCUGCAGGCUAGCCCCGGCCUCGCGCGCCAGCUGCUCGCCGACUCCGCCGCGCUGGCCGCCUUCUCACAUCUGCAAUACCUCGACUUAAGAAUGAAUAAUCUAUCGGAAAUAAGAAACGACUUGCUUUUCUAUCUUAGUCAGUUAAAAACUUUGAGAUUACACGGCAAUAGCCUUAAUUGUAGCGCCAAAAUGUGGCUAAAAGACUGGAUGAAUUGGAACCAGUCCACAUCAAACGGCGAAAGCUGUUAUUACUCUACUUCAGAAGCCAAAGAGGAUAUAAUCAAAUACAACUGUACUUUUCCGGAAACGUUCACCAUAAGCGAAAGCUUACCGCCGGUGAAUUUAUAUAGCACUGAAAUGAUAAAUAAAUUGUUGAGGUACUAUGGGUAUCUCAAUAAUAAAACAGAGAAAAGUUACGACUAUAGCAAACGUGACAAGAUUAAACAUAAUUCUGUUAGCUACGACUACGAGUCGAAAUUGAACAAAACUAUUGCCAAAUAUACGAAAUAUGCUAAUAGUUCCAUCUCUAGUGAAAAGAAAGAUGCGCUUAAGAUGAAAAAUACGUUAAAAUUCCCAUAUAAUGACUACUUGAAUGAAACCAUGGCCAUCAAAUCACGAGAGUCGUCAAAAAUAUUGGAGCAAAACAAACUUUUACACGAUCAAUUAAAUAUAGAUCAAAGGUUUUUAGAUACAGAGCCUAAUUUAUCUCCAGCAUGGCGGGACUCGAAAAAAGGGAAUGAAAAUGACAUUCCAGAAAUUCAGCAAAAUAAUAAAUCUGGUAAGCGCUUGAAUACACCAGUGGAAGCUAAAAAACUUUUACAAAUGAACUUAGUGAAAAAUGAAUCUCACCCGGCGACCCUUUUAAAUGUAACUCAUAAUGAAAUAGGGCUUGCCGUCGCAGACGGCAAUCAGACUGCGGAUGCGAACGAAAAAUCACAGUUUUCGCCGUAUCAGUCGCCUCACACAAACUAUGCGCAAUACAUGGGCACAGUCGCCGUGUCCGUACUGAUAGUAAUGUCUUUGAUCCUUUGGAUCAGUUUUCGCCUGAGAUAUAGGAGAAGGCGGGUGCCAAUCGUGGAGGUGGAGGCUGAGGACCAAAUAGAGGUGUCGAAUAUAUCAGGUGGAGUGCUGUGGUGACACCUGCGCGCAGCCGACCCCACACCCUUCGAAUACGACUCGCUUCUGACGUAGCACCAGUUGCGGAGCGGUCGGCUGCACGCUGUACGGGAGCUGUUAUGUGAUAUAAUCGGACGUACAUAUUUUUCUAUGGAAUAAGUACAAAGUUGGAUGGGCAGCGAUGCUUAUACUUGUUUGUGUCUAAAGUGUAAAUAACCUUUGUUAACUAACUUAGGACAUAGAGAUACGUAUUUUUGUGUAAAGUCGUAGCAUUGUGAUCAUUAAGGUUUGUUUGAGUAUAGGUAAGUGUACCUAUGACCUAUAUUUUUUAAGAGAUACGUAUUAAUAAUUAAUGUUGCUAUAAAACAUUAACAUAGAGCAGAUCUCGUCUUCCUUGUUAACCCUUUCAUUGUAAUAAAUACCUAACAUAAGCUAUCUUGUAAACGAUCAUACCGUGGUCAGGUCAUGUAGUGCCAAAACGUUUGGAAUCGUACAUUUGUGAUCCCUGUGUUUAUACAAAAAUUGUUGUCGAAAUAUUUAUUAAUAGCAAAAGUUA